Dicrocoelium dendriticum is the source of this 1733-nucleotide messenger RNA. The record is from the annotation of a GenBank genome assembly. NCBI's taxonomy places the organism in Eukaryota, Metazoa, Platyhelminthes, Trematoda, Plagiorchiida, Dicrocoeliidae.
AACAAGCUCUUGCUUCGCCACCAACGUUAGUCCAUUAUGACUCUAACAAGCCACUCAUACUUCAGUGCGACGCGUCCCCUUGGGGGGUCGGGGCUCUCCUGUGCCACCGCAUGGAGGAUGGUUCUUUACGUCCCAUAGCACAUGCAUCGCGCACCUUACAGACGGCGGAGAAGAACUACUCACAACUGGACAGGGAAGCGCUAGCCGUUAUCUUCGGAGUUAAGAGGUUUCACCAGUAUUUAUGGGGAAACGUUUUCGAGCUUCAUACAGACCACAAACCAUUGAUAUCCUUGUUUGGGGAAACCAAAGGUAUACAACAAAUGGCAUCACUGAGGAUGCAAAGAUGGGCUAUAACCUUGAGUGCUUACAGUUACAAGAUUGUUUAUAUUACCGGCGUCAGCAACUGCACAGCUGAUGCACUCAGCCGUCUGCCGAUCACGGAAACUGCACAUGAACACGACCCUCCGUUUGAACUGGUUAAUCUAAUGCAACAUCUAGACACAACACCGAUACGGAGUUCAACAAUCCGUCAAUGGACGGAUCGAGACCUCGUGCUAUCAAUGGUGAAACGCUUUUUGAACAUGGGUUGGCCUCCUGAAGGGACAGUUGAAUUACAACCGUUUAUGAUUCGGAAGAACGAACUGAGUCUAUUCGACGGCUGUGUUUUUUGGGGCUCUCGUCUAGUCCCUCCCACCAAGGCGCGUUCACAGAUACUUAAAGAGCUCCAUGAUGCUCAUCCAGGUGUGGCGAGGAUGAAAGCACUAGCGAGAGGGUACUGCUGGUGGCCCAACAUCGACUCAGACAUAGAAAACUUACUGAAGAAUUGCGAUAUUUGUCAGGCGUAUCAGCGGAGCAAGGCGCCAGGUCCAAUACACCCUUGGCGUUGGCCCGACAAGCCCUGGCAGCGUAUCCACGCCGACUACUUCGGACCGAUCGACGGGACCAUGUUUCUUCUACUUAUUGAUGCACAUUCUAAGUGGAUUGACGUACAUCCAGUUACUCAGGCGACAGCCGAAUCCACCAUCACUAAAAUGCGCUCGUCCUUCGCUACGUUUGGCAUUCCGGAAACCAUUUGUACAGACAAUGGUUCGCCUUUUACCAGUGCCGAAUUUGGUAAAUUUGUCGCCAACAACGGAAUCCAACACGUUAAAUCAGCCCCGUAUCACCCAGCAUCAAACGGAUUAGCGGAGCGUGCAGUACAAACUGUGAAACAAGGCUUACUAAAGCAGCGAACGGGAACAUUGCGAACAAAACUGGAUCGGUUCCUAUUCUCCUACCGUUCUACACCCACUGAGGCUACCGGGAAAUCCCCGGCGGAAUUGAUGUUCGGCAGAAAUCUGAGAACGAGGCUUCAUUUGUUGUUCCCGAACCCGCGUGUUGAAGUACAGGAGCGUCAGAAAAAGUUUGUGUCUUCAGAGGAAUCAAAGCCGGAAGUUACAUUUCAGGACCAUCAACCUGUUUACACCAGGUUACCGCAUGAACAAUGUUGGCAGCCGGCGACUGUGCUCGAUUCUUCAGGAAGUCAAAACGAUUUGCAGCUUCCGGACGGCCGGGUUGUUCGCCGGCACUCAGAUCAUGUACGCCCCAGGAGCACUGACACACCUGCCGUGAGUCAGUCACACUCGGAGAUCGCAGAGCAAGCUGCAGAGCACGACGAACACAGAACAACAGGGGAAACUCAAUUACGCCGAUCGACCCGGAUUCGCAAACCGAUCGAACGUUUUCAGCCAUGA